AUGUUGAAUGUAGAUAAACCCCAACGCGACACAAGAGAAGAGAUUGAGGAGGAGGUCGAGGUGAGCUGCUGCGUAGCUCCUGCUCCCUCAUGUUGUAAAUUGGAAAACCGUCGCCCAUUUUGCACGUCUGUCAAUGGAUUUUCGACCAACUUCUCAUAGGCACCUUGAAGUGAAUAAAGUCUAAGUCUUUUGCAAACCAAGACAUGUGGACAUCUUCUGAUGUCUUGUGGGGAACCAGAGUCCAAUAUUCUGUGCUGCCAUAUUCGCCAAGCCAACAAUGUAGAAAAUGUACGGGAAAGCUCAAACCUCGUAAUAGGAGAAAACCGGUAUUUCAGUCAUGGUUUGGGAAGAGAACUCAACGGUUCCUCCUUCCUGCUUUAUCAAGAGAUGAUGACAAGAUUGCAAGAUGUUGUGGAAGUUACUACUUGGCGUCCAACUUAUUCUUCAGUGAUUGCCAAGUUUCGUGUUCUCGUAUUCCAAGGAAUUCACACAUUACUGAAGCUUUCCCAAUAAGAGACCAGGUUGUUGAGGAACCUUGGCUAUUGCAGCCAUCCUUUGGGGCUCACCAUUUUGCUGAUAUAUAUACUUCAAGUGAUAUUGAUAAUGAAAGAGAGAUAUUGAACUGCUCCAAUGGUAGUCUUCAGAAAUCAGAAAUGUUAAAUCAAUCUAGCCAUGGUGAGGAUUUCAACCAUAAGUCUAAGUAUAAUAUGAAUGAGAUGGAUAUCUCCGAACAUUCUGAUUCUUUGUUAACGAAUGAUAUGGUUGAGGAGCCUUGGAUUUUCGAAUCUGCGUGCUCUAGAGUCAAGGAGGUUCCAGGUGUGCUCAGGAAUGAGUUGGUUAAAGAUGAAGUUACUCAAAGUGCACUCAGUGAACCGCAUCAUCCCACACCUGAGAACCUGCUGCACGAGGAAGAAAAUAGUAAAAUGACAAAGGAGGACUCUGUUUCCACUGUCAUAUUGAUCAAUUCUUCCAUAUGUACUGUUCAAAGGAUUGCUGUAUUAGAAAAUAAUAAACUAGUUGAACUAUUGUUCGAGCCUGUAAAAAACAAUGUGCUAUGUGAUAGUGUAUAUCUAGGAGUAGUGACAAAGCUAGUUCCUCAUAUGGGUGGUGCAUUCGUAAAUAUUGGCAGCCUAAGACCAUCUUUCAUGGAUAUAAAGCCCUAUAAGGGACCAUUUGUAUUUCCUUCAUUCCAUGGCCCUAUGGAGGAGACAGAGGUAAAAGACUCCAUAUCUGAUAAACCUGGAGAACAGGCCGAUUUUCCUGAAAAUGGAGCCUUAUCUACUGAAGGUGAAGAGCCAGAUGAGGAGGAGUACGACCAAAGCGAUGAUGAAUUCAUCAGUGACGAGUUUGAGCAUCAUGGGAAUCAGACUAAUUUUGAUGUUUUAGAUGUCAUAAAGGAAAAUCUAAGUGGUAGCAUUGUUGAGCAUGGAGUUGACGAUGAGAAACACAAGUAUGUAGAGCAUCUAAAUGGAGAGGCUGACCAGCUGCAGAGUAGAAGCCAACCCCAGGAUGCCAGCGUUAAGAUUAAAGAGAAAAAAUGGGAACAAGUUAAAAAGGGCUCUAUGAUAAUUGUACAAGUUGUUAAGGAAGGAUUGGGUACAAAAGGCCCCACAUUAACGGCUUAUCCAAAGCUGCGAAGCAGAUUCUGGGUACUGAUGACUCGCUGUAAAACAAUAGGAAUUUCGAAGAAAAUUUCUGGUGUUGAGCGAACACGAUUACGACUUAUAGCAAAAACUUUGCAACCACCCGGAUUCGGGCUCACUGUAAGGACCGUUGCUUCUGGCCAUUCAUUGGAGGAAUUGCAGAGAGAUUUUGAAGGACUCCUAUCAACAUGGAAAAGUAUAGUUGAUCAUGCAAAAUCUGCUGCUCUUGCUGCAGACGAAGGUGUUGAAGGAGCUGUUCCUGUUAUGUUGCAUAGGGCAAUGGGGCAAACACUUUCAGUAGUUCAAGAUUAUUUUAAUGAGAAGGUGGAAAGCAUGGUAGUUGAUUCUCCACGAACUUACCAUGAGGUCACCAACUAUCUUCAGGAGAUAGCUCCAGACCUUUGUGACAGAGUUGAGUUAUACAGCAAAAGGAUUCCCCUUUUUGAUGAAUACAAUAUUGAGGAAGAAAUCAAUAGCAUUCUCACUAAAAGGGUUCCUCUGGAUAAUGGUGGUUAUCUAGUGAUUGAACAAACUGAAGCAUUGGUAUCUAUUGAUGUAAAUGGGGGCCAUUGUAUGCUAGGUCAAGGAACGUCACAAGAGAAAGCUAUUCUUGAAGUGAACCUUGCAGCAGCCAAACAGAUUGCCAGAGAAUCAAGGCUCAGAGAUAUUGGUGGAAUUAUUGUUGUAGAUUUCAUUGAUAUGGUGGAUGAUUCAAAUAAGAGGCUCGUUUAUGAAGAAGUUAAGAAGGCUGUUGAGAGGGACAGAUCAACCGUGAAAGUAUCUGAACUGUCCAGGAAUGGGCUUAUGGAAAUAACUCGAAAACGGGUUCGACCCAGUGUUACAUUUAUGAUCAGUGAACCAUGCACCUGCUGCCAGGCAACUGGCAGAGUGGAAGCUUUGGAGACAUCAUUUUCCAAAAUUGAGCAUGAAAUAUGUCGACUUUUGUCAACAAUGGACCAGAAAGCAGAUGCCGAAAACCCCAAAUCUUGGCCACGAUUUAUCCUGAGGGUGGAUCGGCAUAUGUGUAACUAUCUGACCUCAGGAAAGAGGACAAGACUUGCAGUUUUAAGUAGUUCUCUCAAAGUCUGGAUUCUCCUAAAGGUGGCUAGAGGGUUCAACAGAGGGGCAUUUGAGCUGAAACUUCUGACAGAUGAAAACCCAGACAAGGGCCAACACGACGGUGCUGCAAUCUCAGUAUUGCGACCUAAAGAAGUUUUACCUAAUUCUCCUUCCCGAAGGGUAACUCUUUUUCCCAUCAAAAACUGGAAAACAGGUAGGAAAUGACUGCGCUCUACCAUAUCUGGAUGAAUAGCAGUUUUGUACAUGUAUUUUUUUUUUGACCUUUUAUCAUCAAUCUAGAACAUAUUUUCUUCA
Salvia miltiorrhiza (redroot sage) is the source of this 3017-nucleotide messenger RNA. RefSeq names its product ribonuclease E/G-like protein, chloroplastic. Gene Ontology annotation, molecular function: RNA nuclease activity; RNA binding. Gene Ontology annotation, cellular component: cytoplasm. Gene Ontology annotation, biological process: rRNA processing. NCBI's taxonomy places the organism in Eukaryota, Viridiplantae, Streptophyta, Magnoliopsida, Lamiales, Lamiaceae. The record is from RefSeq and is a predicted model, not a curated record.